Messenger RNA from Funneliformis geosporum, 2173 nucleotides. The record is from the annotation of a GenBank genome assembly. Lineage: Eukaryota; Fungi; Glomeromycota; Glomeromycetes; Glomerales; Glomeraceae.
AUUACCUCUUUCAAGUUGGGCAACGUUAAGUAAUUAUUUCCACGAAUAUAUUCAAGGGGGUACUUAUCUCUUCCAAGUUUCUGUGAAUAAUUACAAUCCAACAAGUGAGGAUGAUUAUAAUAAUCCAUUAUUCUCCUCGGCCCUUUCACGGGAUCGAACUCUUGUUCUCACAUGGGACAUAGAGACAUAUAGUUCGCUUGGACUAGGCAACUUCCCCACUGCACAGAGUGAUGAAUCCAACGUAUUUAUGAUCUGCAUGUCAGUCCAUUGGAAAGAUGAUCCCAAUCCAUUAAAACAAAUUUGUCUUGUCGAUGUUGAAACUGCGCCAGACCCACGCUGGAUCACAGUUGUAUGUGGGAACCAAACUAAUUUACUGAAAGCAUUUGCAUUGUGUUGGAAGAAUCUAGCCCCGGAUAUACAAAUAGGUUUUAAUGAUUCACAAUAUGACUGGAGAUUUAUUGUAGAGAAAGCGAAAAAGUUAGGGAUUCUCGAAUGGAUGUUCAAUCAAAUGUCAUUAAAACCUUCGUGCCUCGAAAAAAUUUCAAAAUGGCAAUAUCAGUAUAAUAAGAUAAAAGUUAAUGAUAGGGAUUUCCAUUCAAAACAUCUUAAAAUUCCCGGAUGCGUAGCUAUUGAUGUACGACCAUGUUUUAUGAAAUUCUAUCCUAAGGCCGAAAAGAGUAGUUUAGCAUAUUACCUAAAGGAGUGUGAACUUGAUAACAAGCUAGAUAUGCCUUUCCAACGUAUGUUUAAGUAUUAUGGAAGGGCGUUAAAAGAAACCAAUGCUACAACGGCUGAGCAGAUGCGUGAAGUAGCUGAGUAUUGUAUUAUCGAUGCUAUUAGCUGUCAGCGGUUAAUAGUAAAGCAUAAUGCAAUUAACGAGUACAGGGAGGUGGCAUCCGUAGCCUUUAUAUCAUUAUAUGAUUCACAUUAUUUUGCAGUAGGAAUGAAAGUGCGUAAUCUUUUAAGUGCCGGUGCAUGGCAGGAAGGGAUUUUAACUAGCACAAUUCCAUGUGAACAAACGGAAGCAGGGAAGUACCCUGGGGCUUAUGUUUUCCCGCCGGUAAAGGGUCUCGAAAAUAGACGACCUGUAACCGGCUUAGACUUUGCAUCAUUAUAUCCAAGCCUUAUCAUGACAUACAAUCUCUCACCUGAUAAAAUCAUUUUAUCUCGAGAGCGUGCCGAAUCUCUAAAGGAAAGUGGUAAAAAGCUUCAUGAAAUUAAAUUCAAAUUCAAUGGUCGUGAUGUUCUCGCAUGGUCUAUUGAGCAUGAAAACCAAGCCGAAAUGAAAGGCCUUUAUCCAAAAGUAUUAGAGAGGUUGCUAAUUAGACGAAAUUUACUAAAAAAACGUCUUGCUCCAUUAAAGGAUAAAAAAGAAGAAUUAGAAAAGGAGAUUAGUUUGGCAGAAGCGAGGGGCGAGGGCGUUACAGAUGCUUUUAAAUCUGAAUACUCCUCAGUUUCCUUCAUUGUCGCCUGUCUAGACGCAAAACAACUAGCCUUAAAAGUGUAUAUGAAUACGUUUUAUGGUGAAGCUGGGAAUAGUGGAUCCCCUUUCUUCUUACGUGAACUUGCAGGAGGUGUCACGUCAGCUGGGCAGAAAAACAUCAAGCUUAUAGCAGAUUUCGUUAAAAAUAAGGGAUUCGGGAUAAAAUACGGUGAUACUGAUUCCUUAUAUCUCGUCUGUCCAGAAGAAUGCUUCCAGAAGUGUGAUGAAGCUUAUGAUAGUGGCAAUGGAAUCUCUAAAGAAGAAUAUUGGUCCCAAAUGGUAAAAAUUUCUAUGGGGGCAAUAGAAAGACUCUGCGACGAAGUUAAUGACUUUCUCAAGGAAGAUAACAGCUCCCAUUAUCUUAAAAUGGCAUAUGAGGAAGUCUUAUUUCCGGUAGUAUUUACUGGAAAGAAGAAAUACUAUGGUAUCCCGCAUGAAAGCAAGCCGAACUUUAAUAAAAAACUCUUCAUUCGGGGAGUUGAGGUUGUAAAGCAAGGGCAGUCUAAACACUUUCGUGAGGUGGGUAAGAAGGUCAUGGAAGAAUCUAUGAGGCUGGAUAAUACUCGCGCCUUGCAUCAGAUUGUGGAGGACGUGCUCAAAGAGACCAUAAAUGAUAUUUCACAGAUAGACCUUAAUGGAGUGGUUAAAACUGCUGUGUGGAAGCCCGAUAAGAAUAACAAGAGUGUCUAG